Messenger RNA from Scatophagus argus, 4353 nucleotides. RefSeq names its product HMG box-containing protein 1-like. The record is from RefSeq and is a predicted model, not a curated record. The transcript is spliced from 13 exons. The coding region runs from base 411 to 1919 and encodes 502 amino acids. Gene Ontology annotation, molecular function: DNA-binding transcription factor activity, RNA polymerase II-specific; protein binding; RNA polymerase II cis-regulatory region sequence-specific DNA binding. Gene Ontology annotation, biological process: regulation of transcription by RNA polymerase II. Gene Ontology annotation, cellular component: nucleus. Lineage: Eukaryota; Metazoa; Chordata; Actinopteri; Scatophagidae.
AAGGAAAGUUCAUUGAAAUCAUUUAUAGGGUUUAAAACAUUGAAUUUGAGACGUGAUUACACCAUUUGAAUGAUUUUUCCUUGAACUUGCCAGACGAGCAGUUAUGUGAAACUGACAAGGCUUGUUUUUUUGCUGUAAAUGCAGUUUCGCUGCUCUCCGUUAAAGCUUCAUUGUCGACGUUAGUUGUUUUGUUGUAACUGCCUUUGCGCAAUAGGAUGACUCGUCCGUUUUAAUGCAUUCAAUCAUAUUUUCACACUACGAGUGUCUUUAAUAUUGUUAAUGUGUCCGUUAAAAGAUAGAAGUUUAAGAUUUUUGUCGUUAACGUCGACGUAUUUCAACGGCACUUUUCUUUCGUGACAACAACGCUGCUUCGCCUGAAGUUUUCCGACCCGUGAAAAGCGAGAGUGGACAUGAUGGUUUGGGAGGUGGUGACCCCAGCUGUGCGGUCCAGCGACACCAGGCAGAACGUGCGGGAAUCAGAGCCUCAGGGUGAUCACACAGGAGUGAUGAUGGAUGAAGAUGGAAACCAAUCACGUGGCCUGCUUUGCUGUGAGGAACGCCUCCCCUCCUCACCUGGCUGCCCCACCAGCGACAGUCAUAUGGAAUAUGAUGACCUUCCAGACCUGCAGGAGGUUCAGGAGGAGGCGGGGCCAGCAGCGCAACCUGUCUACCAGGUGAAUGUGGGUGUGUCUCACCAGGAGCGACAUGCACACGCACAGCCUCCUGACACACUCUGGCUGACGCAGCUUGCUCACAUCGCCACGGGGCCUCAGAGCCCACUGCUACAGGAGCCGACUCACAGCAGCUCCUCCUCAGUCUGCCUCCCCAGAACCAGCAAUAAUCUACAUUCCUACGCUCGGCCUCCUCCACUUCUUCCCAGCAGAACCUUGUCGCCCCCUAGAGGUCAUGGCAGGGAGCACAGGCGCAGCAGGAAGAGCAGUGAAUGCGGUUCCGGAGUGUCGACCAGAUCUUCCCUGUCUGAUGAUGAAGACAUGGGCUGGAGCUUCUCCUGGCCACCCACUGCCUGGCACUGCUUUCUCAAAGGCACUGUCCUGCGCUUCCACAGUGGCUCUAAUGUGGAGUGGCAGGACGUGGAGGACCUGGAUUCUGCUGAGGAAGACAGUGCUGAUGAGGAGCAGUCAGUAUCCCUGAAGAGUUAUGGCACUGAGGGUCUGCAGCUGGUGGAGCAUUCAGAGAUUGUGUUGUCUGGUCAGGCCGUCCUGCAGCUCACCUUUGACCCCGGGGCAUUCGGAAGCACCCCCAUGACCGCCCGGUGCCAACUCGAUCACCCCUUCUAUGUCAAAAACAAAGGCUGGUCGUCAUUUUACCCGAGCCUGACUGUGGUGCGUCAUGGGAUACCGUGCUAUGAAAUGGAGGUGGGAGGCGUGUGCCUUCCUCCGGGACACAGAGAUGCCAAACACACCGAUGACUCACCGGUCUUUGACACAUUCAGGAGUUAUGAUUUCACUCCUCUGGACUCCUCUGCUGUAUACGUGUUGAGCAGUAUGGCCAGACGGCGGCGGGCCUCCCAGUCCAGCGGGGGAGCUGUUUCUCCAGACAGACACACAUCACAAGACGCCCACAGUCCCGGUCACUCCAACUCUCCUCUUCUGAAACCAACCAAAGGCCAGAAUACCAGCACAGUAGGAAGUAAUAACGUCACGGCCACUAAGUGCAAGCGGCCAAUGAACGCCUUCAUGCUGUUUGCCAAGAAGUUCAGGGUGGAGUACACACAGAUGUACCCCGGCAAAGACAACAGAGCAAUCAGUGUCCUCCUUGGUGAGCGCUGGAAGAAAAUGCGAAGUGAGGAGCGUCGGGCGUUCACCAUACAGGCCAAAGUCCUCGCAGACGAACAGAAAAGACUCAACCCAGACUGCUGGAAACGCAAACGAACCAACUCGGGUUGUCAAGGAAAUUGAGGAUGCAGACGAGAGAACGAAUAGCAUGGCCUGUAGGGGUACAGACAGACAGACACACACACGCAGAUGUUCAGAAGUGACAAGGAAAAGGAGCUAUGCAUAUUCUAAAACUAUGCUCGAGAAUUAUAUUUUGUUAACAGACUUGCUUUAAUCUCCCAAAGAGGGAGAAGGAUUAGAUUCUGUCUUUUUAAAGACUCCCGUCACAGUAAAAAGAGCAGCAGAGUCUACUUCCUGCGGACUUUCUGAGGAACUCUCAAAGUAUGCGUCUUCCCUAUUGCUUAUAAAAGGUGCCAAAAUGCAACAUUUUAAAGCGGUAUAAAUCAUUAUCUAUUGGUAGUAAUUGUAACAAGUUAUAAGCCAUUACAUGUUGAAUGUUGCAGAGCACCAUAGCAUCUCCCUACAGAGGGGACAUGACAACAAAAUCAUAAAGCAGAUCAGUGGAUUUUAUGUAUGACUGGAGCUCGCAAGUGAUUUUACACAAUGUGACAAUAAAAAAAAAAAGAGAUUCUGAUCAUUUUCAGUUUCUCAUCAUAUGCUUGAAACAGGUGGAAGUUGUGGUGCUGUAGCAUUUUAGGUAGAGAAUGUAGCAAUUAUCCCAAAAUUAUAUAUAAAGUUAUAUAGAGUAUUUUCUUGCCUGUGUUACUUGCAUUUGCACUCAGUGUAUUGCACAAAACUACAUAUUUUAACUUUGCUUUCAUGUCAUUUACUAUGUCAUGUUUAGUUAUUAAACAAAUGUACAUCGUAAAUUCUCAAAUAGGGGUCCUGAGGUUUUAAUGAUUCCAAUUUGAGAUCCCAACCGAGAUGGCAGUAGGGGAAACUGAAGCAGUUCGUGUCCAGAUUCCCUUUGCUUCUGCUGUCGUUUCAAUAAGCAGACUUUUCCACGACAGCCAGUAUAGCAGAGAUACUGCAAUGGCCUUUUAUUUAUUUUAUGGCUUUUAUUUGAGAAUUUAUGAUAAUUAAUGCGUAUUGUCACAAAGGAUAUAAGAUCACAUGGGCUUGUUACAGACGAUUGCCAUUAUAGCACAGGCUGCAGGAUGACACGAGGACUCGAUUUGAAAUUGUCAGACAUCACCUACACUGCUGAAGGGUCCUUGAGCAAGACGCUGGAUCACAGCAGCUGUAGGGGGGCAAACACACUCUCAGUGCAGGAAUUCAUAUAAUGUGAUUGCUUUAGAUUCUAACAUUUGUAUGUGCCAUUACACAGUUUCUCAGCUGUGUGUUAAGUACAGUAUGUUUGUGUAUAAUCAAAGAAGCGUUAAUACAGGUGAGGGUUGACGAAGGUUUGUGACGAGGGUCCGUUUCUGGCCUCAGGCGGGCGGGUGGUGUUCACACUGAGAAAACAUUUUGUGGCAGGUGAGGUGAACAGACAGAUGAGGUAAAUUGUCUGAGACAAAAUCACUCCGAGUUGACACUGCUCAACAAUUAUUGUGAACAAUGGGAACUAAUAAACUACUCAUUUGAUAUUAUCAAGAAUGAGGAAAAAAUACAAGGCAUUGUUUUCUUAAUCAGGAUGUUGGGGAACUGAGGUCAAAAAUACAACAGAUUGUUUAUCUGAACUCUUCAUUCAGUUCUUGGUCUAGUCUCUUACAGUAGCACCUUUGGCUCAGGUAAUGGAAGUCUAAGGAAAUCUUUGCUCGUUGGUCCUUGUAGUCCAGACUCACGCCUAUUGAGUUUGAAAGCAUCACAAAGAGCUGUGAGAAUUCACUGUCUGCACAGUGAGACGGCUUGAUCCCACAUGGACUUGGAUCAGAAAGGCUUAGCAAAGUCUUUGAGGGUGGAAAUCAGUGUUGCACACCUGCUUGAAAAAUGUUUCAUCUUAAAAUGAAGCCUGGCUCUUUCUAGCUACUUAUUGUGUAUUACAAAUGUAUGUUCUGGACCACUUUUUACUUGAGAAAAACGCCUGUCAGCUAACAGGUCGGCUAAUUUCUAAAAUGUCACAGCUGAAACACAAGGACACUUGAUGCGGAGCAAAAAUGCUAAAUAAAAGCCCGGCUUGUGUUAAUGUAGUGAUAUGUCGCAUAUCAUUUAGAAACUGAAUAGCAUGUGUGAGCCCAAAUGUGUGAGGCUUUAGAAACGUCACAACUGGGCGAGUUAUUUUCAUGCAGAGUGCGAAGGUGGGGUGCGGUUGAGAAAGUGAUGUUUUAACAGAAAUAGUGAAAUUCUCACAGGGUGGACACUUAUAUUCUCACUGCAUAACGAGGUUUAUUCUUAAUGCACUAUAUACACUUUAUCUUAUGUGACUGCUACAGUAUAAUUAGCAAAUAUUAAUAUGAUUAUAUAGAAAUAUGUAUUUUUGGAUUUAAUCUUUGUUAACCUUUCAAGGUUGUGCAUUGAUUAUUUUGUUUGUCUUUACUAUCAUGUCACGUGCAGGUAGAUCAGGGGAGACAAUGCAAUAUAAUGUAUUAUGGUAUAAAUAAAAGCAUGAUAACUCUGU